This is a messenger RNA of Babjeviella inositovora NRRL Y-12698, 1422 nucleotides long. It is a transcript of the gene NPT1, whose product is annotated as nicotinate phosphoribosyltransferase. Gene Ontology annotation, molecular function: nicotinate phosphoribosyltransferase activity. The transcript has a single exon. NCBI's taxonomy places the organism in Eukaryota, Fungi, Ascomycota, Pichiomycetes, Serinales. The record is from RefSeq and is a predicted model, not a curated record. Gene Ontology annotation, biological process: NAD+ biosynthetic process. Bases 49 to 1308 code for a protein of 419 amino acids.
AAACCUGUCUCAUUCUCUUCGUCACUCAUUUCUCUAUAACCCACAAAUAUGUCUCAAUCACGGGGCGUUAUCACGUCCCUUUUGGACACCGAUUUGUACAAACUCACAAUGCACGCAGCGGUGUACACGCACUUUGCCACCGUCCCUGUGUGCUACGCCUACACCAACAGAACGCCCUCUAUGAAGCUCAACGCGGCGGCGAUUGCGUGGUUGCAGCAACAGAUUGCGUUACUUGGUGAAUUGCGCUUUUAUCCAGCCGAAAUUGCGUAUCUUGCGCAGCAAAUCCCGUACCUCCCCCAGGCGUACUUGACAUAUCUAGAGACUUUCCGCUUGAAUCCCUCGUCGGAGGUGCGGUAUGUGACAAAGGACGGCGAGUUCGGGUUAGAAAUGUCAGGACAAUGGGCGAACGUUAUUCUCUAUGAGAUUCCUGUGCUAGCACUUGUUUCAGAAGCGUACUUCCGCUUCGUCGACACCGACUGGAGCUAUGACGGUCAGGUGGAACAGGCUAAACACAAGUGCCGGGAGUUGUUUGCAAAUAACUGCGUGUUUAGUGAGUUUGGGACCCGCAGAAGAAGAUCGUUCCGGAGCCAAGAAAUGGUCGUCCAGGGCUUAUGUGAGUAUGCUGCUACUUCUGACAAACCCCAGAUGUUGUUGGGAACGUCGAAUGUGCUUUUGGCGAUGCAAUAUGGUGUGAAGCCGAUUGGUACUGUGGGCCAUGAAUGGUUUAUGGGUGUUGCAUCUAUCACCCAGGACUAUGUCAACGGGAACAAGCUUGCAAUGGACUACUGGAUUCAAACCUUUGGGGCGUCCAAUGCUGGAUUAGCCUUGACCGACACCUUUGGUACGGAAGCGUUUUUAAAGCACUUUGUCAAGCCAUAUACUGAUUACUAUACGGGGGUAAGGCAGGAUUCGGGCGACCCGUUGGUGUAUACCGAGCGAAUUGCCCAACACUAUCAGUCUUUAGGCUACGCCGCGGGCUCCAAGAUUGUCUGUUACUCUGAUUCGCUCAACUUGGAAAAGUGCGCUUUGUACAAGCAGAAGGCGGAUGCCCAUGGUUUAAUUGCAUCCUUUGGGAUCGGCACCUUCUUUACCAAUGACUUCAAGACCGCCUCUGACGGGUCCAAGUCUCAGCCGUUGAACAUUGUGAUCAAGUUAAAGGAAGUGAACCAUAUGCCUGCCAUCAAGAUCAGUGAUAAUAGUGGUAAGAACAUGGGCGACGCUUCCACUGUGGCACGUGUCAAGCAGGAGCUAGGCUACAACGAGACUGUCUGGAGUGAGGGCGACGAGUCCCAGAGGUGGAAGCAAUAGAGUGAUUUAUUGAUUGUUUCUUUUUUUUUGGACUUUAAUAAUGAAUAAUACUAACAAUAUACCGAAAACAGAAGUAGGAAAGAUAGAGUAUCGUUGAGAGGAGAUCGCUACCAG